AUGCCAUCUCUUCUCAGCGUAUGGUCCGCAGACUGGAUGCUGGACGAGCAAACCAAGGACAAGUCCUGGAACCUGCUCGAUAAAAAGACAGCUGAAAUACCGUUAAAAGAAGCUAUAGUUGUCGCGAGUGACCUCAACGAUCACGUGGGCGCUACGAAAGACGGUUUCAGCUCUCAUGCUGGUUUUGUGGGUCACGUAACACUGGUGGCAAGCGAAUCUUCGAAUAUCUCGCCAGACUCGCACAAUCAUAAUUGUAAACACGAAAUAUCGAAAACGUGA
Messenger RNA from Haemonchus placei, 279 nucleotides. Lineage: Eukaryota; Metazoa; Nematoda; Chromadorea; Rhabditida; Trichostrongylidae. The record is from the annotation of a GenBank genome assembly.